Baudoinia panamericana UAMH 10762 is the source of this 729-nucleotide messenger RNA. RefSeq lists its product as uncharacterized. The transcript has a single exon. The record is from RefSeq and is a predicted model, not a curated record. Bases 1 to 729 code for a protein of 242 amino acids. Lineage: Eukaryota; Fungi; Ascomycota; Dothideomycetes; Mycosphaerellales; Teratosphaeriaceae.
AUGUGUCCUCGCAUAUACGUGUACGACAAGAGCGAGAAAAGUAUUGGCACUUCAGACUUCGCUGCCGAAUUUCGCACGCUCUUGCAUCCAUCGCUCGAGUACGAGCUGUUCCAUCGGACUAACGUAGGCUUUGAGGGUGAGAGCUACCUCCAUCACAUCACCAGUCGAUGGGAGAAUCUUGCUCACCACACCCUUUUCACCCAGGCUCAUGUGCACGAUCAGUGGCAAGCUCUACGCCGUGUUCAGGACUUCCUUGUACCAGACACCGGCUUCCUCUCUCUCGCAUACCCUGGUAAGACAUGCCCUCGUGGCCGUGACUGCCACGAUACCGGUGAUUGGGAGGAAAGCGCCGCUGUUCUGGAGCGCGUCGACUCCAUGACUAACGCAAGCUCGGUUAGUGAGAACCUCGUCUUGACGUAUAGAGGACAAUUCAUUGUCUCGGCGGCCCGCAUCCAUGCGAACGAUAAGAAUAUGUACGACAGCCUUCGUCAAUGGCUGCUUGCAUCAGAGGCAGGGAGGAAAAUGGCAAUGUCGUCGACCGUAACUUCCGAAAACGGAAGAGAAUACCCCCGCAGCACUGCCGGCUUCGGUUACACUCUCGAGCGCAUGUGGGGAGCUAUCUUCGAUUGCUCUGAGUUCAAGGUCGCACUGCACUGUCCCAGUCUCUUGAGUGGCAUGCUGGGACGCAGAGUGUCAGUCGACAGUUGUCAGUGCCUGGACCGGACUUAA